AUGCUUGAUUCCGUAUUUCAGGUCAUUGCACUCAUCAAUGCGAGGAAGCAAUACUGCUCAUGGCUGGCUGCCGCUUGUCCGAAUACCGACCCUCUGGGUGUCGCGUCGCGGAAGUAUCAUGCGAUCACGCUUGACAUGCUCGGAACCACAGUCCUGGAUGGUGCGUGUUACGGCGAAGCUAUGGACCACUUCACUACCGCUGUCAAGUCCACCGCUUUCUCAUCAAAUGUUAUGUCUCAAACAUGCGAGGACUUGGUCAUGGCAUUCCUUUCGGCAGGUGAAUCCGAUGAAAACCUUGAAGCAGACCAAUACGUGAUGAAUGCCGUUGACGAAACCGCGAAGUCUAGUUGCUUCGAUUGGUCGAACGCGCAUUCACAACCUAUUACCGCUACUGCCCCACCACACCAUGCGACGGCGCCCGUUGUCGAUGUUCCGUUCACGAAUGCUAAAGAGCGUAAUGCUGCUACGGGUGUUCCUGGCAAUGUCCCGGACAUCGUACCUGAUGAAUAUCUCGAUACUACUCAACCAGACCCUGAUAUGCAACGGCAACAACGCCAGCAAACAGUAGCAGUACAUAUAGACCCUGGCGAACAUGGAGGCGGGAAGUCCUGUGUCUGCUGCUAGCGCGUU
Molecule: messenger RNA, 630 nt
Organism: Suillus fuscotomentosus
Lineage: Eukaryota; Fungi; Basidiomycota; Agaricomycetes; Boletales; Suillaceae
Exons: 6
Coding region: 1-624 (207 amino acids)
Source: RefSeq, a predicted model, not a curated record